Messenger RNA from Pneumocystis murina B123, 1218 nucleotides. RefSeq lists its product as hypothetical. Gene Ontology annotation, cellular component: cytoplasm; nucleoplasm. The transcript has 7 exons. Bases 1 to 1218 code for a protein of 405 amino acids. NCBI's taxonomy places the organism in Eukaryota, Fungi, Ascomycota, Pneumocystomycetes, Pneumocystales, Pneumocystaceae. The record is from RefSeq and is a predicted model, not a curated record.
AUGGCAACUAUUGUCACGAUUUUUUUAUUUCUGACAAGUUGGUUUUUUCCAAACUUUGCUUGUCAAAAAAACACGGUAGGGCCUACAAUGGAAGAAGAGGAAGUUCGGUAUUUUUGCCACGAAUGCACUAACGAAUUUGGAGAGGCGAUACAAUGUCCUGCAUGUGGCAGUGAUUUUGUGGAGAAAAUUGAAACAAGCGACGAUCCCCGACAAUUCGUUCGUUCAAGACCAAGAAUGAUGGGUUGGUCAUGGUCUUUUGGUCAUCGACCUGUGGCAGUUUGUUCAAAUAGAUCAACCUGCUCAGGAACCUCAGAAAACGUGAUUUCGACAGAAACAUUACCAGGAACAGUAUCAGAGACAGCACCAGAUACUUCAGCCAAUGCAACACCUAGUGAGACUGAUAAUACGUCACCACCUCCUUUGUCAACUCAGUUUGAAAAUAUGCUUCAAAAUAUUCUUUCAAGCAUUAUUGGAAAUACUGCGACAGUAGAUAUCGCAUUACACGAAACAUCAGAUAAUCAAGAAUCGCAAGCUCAUGAAGAAACAAAUACGGAAGGGGGAAAUCGGCAUCGUCCAGGUAACUUUGUCUUUCAAAGAUCAUUUGUAUGGUCGAAUUAUCCUUCGGGUCAAGAAGAAACAAGACAAGGUUCCGAAAAUACAACUGAAGAAACUCAAGAAAGCACUCGUGCACGAGCAAUUCCUGUUCAUGAUUUGGAAAGUUUUUUAGAAAAUGCUUUUGGAACUGGACUUUCCGAGGAAGGAAUACCAGCAGGGCCUUUAGGUAGAUUUUUUUCAAGUAUUUUUUCCAUGAGGAACCCAGGAGAUUAUGUUUGGUCAUCGACAACUUUUGAUAAUAUUAUAACACAGCUGAUGGAACAACAUCCAUCAACCAAUGCACCACCGCCCGCUUCAGAAGAAGUGAUUAAUGCUUUGCCCAGGAUGGUGGUCGAAGAAGAAGAUUUACAUGAUUGCGUAAUCUGUAAAGAAGUUUAUCAACCUAAAGAAAUAUAUAUUACAUUACCUUGUAAACAUUAUUUUCAUGAUAAUUGUAUCAUACCAUGGCUAAAAAUCAACAAUACAUGUGCAAUAUGUCGUACAACGGUUGGAGCUAAUGUAUUAAAUCAGCCUUCAAGUUCAGAAGCAGAAAAUAAAGAAGAUGCAUCAAAAAGCUCUGAUAAUAAUGAAAAUGAACAAUUGGAGCAGGAACCUCCUGAUUAA